CCACGCAGCCGGCGAGCGGCGCGCCGCCCGCCCCCUGGACGGACGCCCACCGACCCGAGCGCCGCCGUCGGCGCCUGCCCGAGAUACCCAAGAACAAGAAACCUGCCGUGAUGGCGAUGGUGCAGCCGUCGCUGGCGGACGAGCUGGGGGAGGCCAUGGAAAGGCGGGACUCUGCGGCGCCGGAGUCGCUGCAGUUCGCCAUCGGCGGGCGCACGCGGCCUCUCAUGGUGCUCAAGUGCCACAGCUACCUGCGGGAUGAAGAUAGUUCACCUGAUUCUGAACGUUUCCACAGCACUGAUGUUGAUUCAGGCAAUUCAACAGCACAUUCCCCAGAUGGACCGAAGUCUACAUCACCACAACCUAUGCUCAAUGACAGUCUCUCACCAGAAUCAACAGGCAGUAGUGGAGGAGUUCCAUUCACACAAGUGGAGCUUCUAGAAGCAACACAUAGAGGACUGCAUAAAUUUAUACCUCGACACCAUGAUGAGAUAGAGGUGGAAAUUGGUGAUCCCAUAUAUGUACAGAAAGAGGCUGAUGAUCUGUGGUGUGAAGGUGUAAAUCUGAGAUCUGGAAGGCAAGGUAUUUUCCCUUCAGCAUAUGCAGUUGAUGUGGAUUACAGUGAUUUUGAUCCCAGCACACCAAAAGUUAAACGAGAACGUUAUUUGCUGGGUUACCUUGGUUCAGUUGAAACAAAGUGCCACAAAGGCAAUUCAGUGUUGUGCCAGGCAGUGAAAAAGAUAGUGGGCAGUGGGAAUACACCAAAGCACAAGCCACAUUCCUGUAUCCUAGAAGUUUCUGACCAAGGACUUCGUAUGGUGGAUCGCAGCAAACCUGCACCUAUGGAUUCACCAUGUCACGACUAUUUCUAUUCUCUGAAGAAUGUCUCAUUCUGCGCUUUUCAUCCACGAGACCAUCGGUACAUGGGAUUUAUUACAAAACAUCCACAGCUCCAGCGGUUUGCUUGUCAUGUCUUCAUGGGUCAAGAGUCAACACGACCUGUUGCUGAAGCUGUUGGGUAA
Molecule: messenger RNA, 1019 nt
Organism: Schistocerca cancellata (South American locust)
Lineage: Eukaryota; Metazoa; Arthropoda; Insecta; Orthoptera; Acrididae
Gene: Aplip1
Product: JNK-interacting protein 1
Exons: 6
Coding region: 111-1019 (302 amino acids)
Biological process (GO): regulation of JNK cascade
Cellular component (GO): cytoplasm
Molecular function (GO): protein binding
Source: RefSeq, a predicted model, not a curated record